Molecule: messenger RNA, 1315 nt
Organism: Catharus ustulatus (Swainson's thrush)
Lineage: Eukaryota; Metazoa; Chordata; Aves; Passeriformes; Turdidae
Gene: STARD7
Product: StAR related lipid transfer domain containing 7
Exons: 8
Coding region: 1-1149 (382 amino acids)
Molecular function (GO): lipid binding
Source: RefSeq, a predicted model, not a curated record
AUGUGGCGGCCGCUGGCCGCGCUCGCCGCCCGCGGGGCCAACGGAGCCCGCGGCGGGGCCAGCAACAGCCCCGGGGCCUGCUCCGCCGCCGGGCCGCCCGCGCGGGACCGCCCGCUGCUGCUGCUGCUGUCGCUGCUCGCCCGCCGCGGCGGUAGCGGGAGAGCGCCGCGGGCCUGGGGACACCGGGACAUCUCCAGUGCAACCGGGAGAGGAACCGGGAGCGGUACCGGGAGAGGGACCGGAAGCGGUACCGGGAGAGGGACCGGGCGGGGAACCGGCAGCGGCACCGGGAAAAGAACUGAGAGCGGGAGCGGGAGCGGCCCCGGGAGCGGCGGCUCCUCCGGGCGGGGCCGGUGGGGAGCCCCCGGGGGCCGCCUGAUGGCCGCGCUCGGCCCCGCCGCCUUCGUGUGGGACGGACAGCGCAUCGAGGAGGAGGAGCUGCGGCGGUCGGCGCAGGAGCUGCAGCAGCUGGAGCAGCCCGAGCAGUUCCGGGAGCAGGAGCGGCCCUGGGAGCUGAUCAUGGAGCGCGAGCACUUCCGGCUCUGGCGCCGCCCCAUCCCUGGCUCGGCCCUGUUCCAGUACCGAGUUUUUGGCUCCUACACAGAUGUCACUCCCAGGCAAUUCUUCAACGUCCAGCUGGACACGGAGUACCGGAAGAAGUGGGACUCGCUGGUGCUCAAACUGGACGUGGUGGAGCGGGACCCGGCCACGGGAUCCGAGAUCGUGCACUGGGUCACACAGUUCCCGUACCCGAUGUACUCCCGUGAUUACGUUUACGUUCGGCGCUACAGCGUCGACAGCGACCGCAACCUCAUGGUGCUCGUGUCACGGGCCGUGGAGCACCCCGGCAUUCCCGAGGACCCCGAGCACGUUCGGGUUCGGAGCUACGAGUCACACAUGGUGAUCCGGCCCCACCGCAGCUUCGACGAGAACGGCUUCGAUUACCUGCUGACGUACAGUGACAACCCCCAGACCGUGUUCCCCCGGUACUGCCUCAGCUGGAUGGUGUCCAGCGGAAUGCCCGAGUUCCUGGACAAGCUGCACUCGGCCGCGCUCAAGGCCAAGAAGAUGGAGCUGGAGCUCAGGGAUUACCUGAGCCCUGCCAAGAGCCCUGAGCCACGGCCUGGAGCGCACCUGGAGUACGCCUGAGAGGUGUGGGGGACAGGGAGAGCUCAGAGACACUGCCCAGGGACAGGGGACGGCUCUGGAAUCACCGGGGAUGGACACGGGAACGGAGCCAAAACCCCCGGGAUGGCAGCGGGAAUAAACUGGGGAUGGGGGCAGAAAUGGCAGAAAUAAACUUGGAAAAAACACA